This is a messenger RNA of Naegleria gruberi, 2799 nucleotides long. RefSeq lists its product as uncharacterized. Lineage: Eukaryota; Heterolobosea; Eutetramitea; Acrasida; Naegleriidae. Bases 1 to 2799 code for a protein of 932 amino acids. The record is from RefSeq and is a predicted model, not a curated record. The transcript is spliced from 3 exons.
AUGAUGGUCUCACGUGGAGUGAUGCAAGAUUGCAUCCAUCGAUUGGUAAGAGUAUAUGAAGAAACAUCAGGACAAAAAAUUGAUGGUGGAGAGAAUGAUACGGAGGGUCUUUCUGCAUUUGAUGCUUGUAAAUAUUUAAUUGCCAAGAAGAUUAUGGCCACAAGAGAGAAUGAUGAUCUUAAUAAGCUUGUUAAAAUUCAUGAUAAGAACGCAAAGAAGAAGAUGUUCAAAAAAGUGGAUCCAGUUUUGAUUAGUGCUCAAAAGAAUGAUAUUGAAUUGGUUAAAAAACACAUUCUUGAACUUGAAAUGUUAUCAAAGAGAAAAUAUGAAAGAGACGCAAAGAACAAAAAGGAUGACUCUACAACAUCGCAUUUACUUGAAGGAGCUGAUGAGUUAGAUAAUGAAAAUAAGGAAAAUGGUGGGUUAGCUGGAGUAGUUUUGGAACAAGACCUUCCUGAUGAUGCCACUCGUUCAAAUUUACCACAAAUUGAUAUUUCAACAGCCAUGUUGAAAGUCCAAGAUAUUCAAAAACAAAUUGAUCAAGGCUUGGAUGUAUUCAGCAAGAAACUCGAUGACUUGCACCAAAUGUCUAUUAACAUAGGAUCUGAACUCACCGAACAAAAUAUGCUUUUGAAGAAUAUUGAAGAUAAGGUCGAUAAGGAAAUUGAAAGAUUGAAGAAUCUUAAUGAAAGAGUUGAUAACGCUCUCGACAAGGAUAGACUUGUUCUGAAACGUUUAUCAGAACAGAAAGCUUCUAUCGCAUCAAUAACAGCAGCAUCAAACGAUGUUCCUACAGUUCCAACAACAAGAACAACAUUUUCUAGGACUGAAUCAAGAAGUACCCGAUCACAAACAAGAUCACAAUCCAUUCCCUCAAAAACACCUUCCCAACCACAAAGAACCAAACCACAAAGAUCCGAAAGCUCCCCUAGGUUACACCACGUCAUUAAAAAACCAACAACCACGCAAACAAUUUCUCCUCUCUCCCUCAUCAACUUUGAUACAACAUCUUUUCCAACAGAACAAAGGAAUGUAAGGCCAACAGUGCAACGUUUUCAAGUUGAGCAACAAUACUUGGCCAAAAUUCCUCCAAGACAAACAGCCUCUCUUAAUAUCAAUAAUUUAUUUUCGGACUUGGAAAGUGGAGGAGGCUCAUCUAGGUCAGGCACUCCACUAGCUCAAACACCUGUUUUUACUCCAACACCAACCAAAAGUUUUGAAAUUCCGUCACUAUCCAGUAAAUUUGCCAGAUUAUCACCAAAUAGAGUUCGUUUUGGAGAGGAUGAGGACUAUUAUGAGGAAGAAAGUGUGAUUUCUGACCAGAAUUCAUCUUCAAUUGGAACCACUGAUGGACCUCUUCUACUACCUGAAGUAAGUGAGCUUACACACUCACUUGUGGAUGCAAUUGAUGAAAUUAACAAAGAUAGCAGAUCAUCACUAGCAACAAAAACUCCUGAUGUUGUCACUAAAACACUCAACAAGCUCAUUAGAUCGGAUUCCAAAGUCUCAGAAUUCACAACCACAAAAUCAAGCAAUAAUGUUUCUGUAAAUACGAAUACUUAUUUAUAUAACCCAAACAUACCAGUAAGAGAAUUGUACAGUAGAGAAAAAGCAAGAUUAAGCUUGCUCAAAUUUGUCACAGAAAAAGAAAUUGAAGAGAAAAACAAACUUGCAGCUGAAAAACUUCGAAAAGAACUUGCUUCUUCUCAAUUAAGAGUUUUAAAAUGGAAAGAGAAGAAAGAGCUGCAAAAUGAUAACAUUAGAAAAGAAGUAAUGCAAUCAAAAGAAUUGAUAAAAAUCAGAAAUGAAGAACAAGAUCUUAUUAACGCUGCUAAAGUCAGUAAGAGAAGAAAAGAGAACAGUGAAUCGAAAGAAAAAACCAAGAUAGUGGAAGAACAAUCUAAGGAGUUUGUGACCUAUAAUAACAUGUUAGCAAAGCAAUUAUUAACAAAAUACAAACAAAAACAACAAGACAAAAUUGUACAGGAUAAAUAUAACAAGGUAACCGAGAAGAGAAAUAGAGAAAUAAGUGCCAAGAUACAAACUGGAGCACUUACUCUGUACGAAAUUGAUGAAAUGAGACACAUCAAUAGAAAGAAGAAAGAAAUUACUCAGAGACAAUUGGAGAACGUAAAACAAGCUGAAUACGAAAAGGCUCAAACAAAGGUUUUGAAGGUUAAGGUUGACAAAUACAUGGGUGACUUGGAGAAACAAAAGAGAGAAGAGGAAGAAAGAGUCGCUAGAGAGCAUAGAAGGAUUGCUCGUCAAAAGCUGAGAGAAUUAGAAAAGCUUCAAAGAUCCCAAACAAAAUAUGGAACUGCCCAACCUUCUAGACCUGUUUUUACAGACAUAAGAUCUGGAAGAACCUAUGUGAGAGAGGAAAUUCUUAGUAGAGCAUCAGAGUAUUCCUAUUUUGAUGUUGAUGAUUACACUGAUUCAGAAAACGAUGAUCAACCAGUUGUAGUAGUUGCCAAGUCUACUUCAGUACCUAAGGGAACCUUAGGAAAUAUCAACAUUGAUUUGAGUCACUUGAACUCGAAUAACAUUGACCCAUAUGAUCCUCUUGAUUCUGCUAGAUCUUCACUUUCAGCUAGAAUGUCUGCAGGAACAUUUUCUCCCCAAAACUUCAAAGUGGCCACCAAUUUUAUACCUUACAGUCCUAGGAGUCAAACUUUCUCAACAAUUUCCAGUAAUAACUCUUCAUUGUUGGCUGAAAAAACUAGACUAUCCCCCAACAAGGCCAAUAAUGUUCAAAUUCAAAUUCCUUUCACAACUAUACCAAUCGAUAACUAUUUAUAG